AAAAAUGUUUCCAGACAAACCUAAAUUGAAUUACUUGGUCAAAUUAAAUGAAAUUAGAUAUAUUAAGAUAUAUUCCUAAAACUUUUCGUUGUAUUUUCUAAAUAUUAAAUUUAAGGUAAACUGGAACAAUCAUAUCCAUCUGUCCGUUAUCUAACACGGUAAUCCCUGAAACUGUAAAUGGUUCGAUUUUAGUUAGCACAAUUAAACUGGGAAUCUCUAAUAAAAUACAUUCAGAUGUUUUUUAAAAGGUUUUUAUUAUAAUUAUUGAACCAAAACUUAAAAAUGGGUCCAGCUGAUAUUUCCAGCUUCCGGUGUGCAGUUCCAGGUGACGGACAGAAGAUGGCGCCAUAUCCUUCCCUGUGGAUUCUGAGCGCAGCUUCAAUUAACUCACUUUCCUCCGCGGUCCCUUCGGUCAGCUGCUGCUGCGCAUGCCCAGUGGCUCCGACAAUCCCAGAGGUGUUUGCAUGCGGCUCUGGGUUGUAACAGCCGCAUGUGGGAGGUCAGAGGUCAACGCGGCUUCAUUUGGUUGACAGGUUUUACUACCAAAUAUCGGGCUGAGUCCUGCGCUCCCAUUGGUUGAAGCUGCUGGGUCGUUUGGAUAUUUGGGUCCAGCAGAACUAGGCUGCGUUUCUGCUUCUACUGCAGAGACAGCAGAAGAACCGGGCCUGGACCGGUUCUGCUGGUCAGCAGCCAAUCAGAGCUCCCAUCUCAUUUUACUGGAUAAUUAAAGAAUAAAAAACAUUUUAAUGAUUUUAGUCACUUUAGUCUGAAGCUGAAGGUUAACGACCAUGAGACACGGUAGUGGCAGCAUCAUGCAGUGGGAUGGUUCAGACUAACUAGAGGGGCCUAGUCAAAGUCCAGGGGAAGUAGAAAAAGAAAAUAUGCACUCCACACUUUCCAGACUGUAUUUCUGUAAUUAGUUGUUAAAGCACGUGGUAUCUGACUCCCAGCAUGAUGCUGCCACCACCAACAUCCAGGCAGUUUGUGAUUCAAAACUGAAAACUUUGAUCCACCGCUUUGAAACCAGCGGGGUUUUCCUCUCCCUCCCUCUUUUUUUCUCUCUCUCUCUCUCUCUCUCUCUCGCCCUCCUGAUCGGCCCCGCCCCCCUGGCCCCCCGCCCCCUCCUCCCUGCUGUAUAUAAAACUUGGCGGCUCCUGGACUCUCCAGUUUUACGCACGCCAGGAUGGAAACGCUCCUGUGCGCGCUGCUCCCCGCUGUUCCAGCUGCUCCCGUUGGUGCUCCUCUCCGCAGCGGCAGACUGCAGCUCCCCCGCUAGAGGCGGCUCCCCGGUUCUGGUUCUAGUUGUGGACUGGAAGGAUGCUGCGGCGGGACGCGGCUCCGCUCCCUGACAGGAACCAGCUGGAGUCGGGUUCGGGCUGAGUCCAGAGCCAGACGCAGAGCGGCUCCAGUUUCCGUCCGGCUCCGGAGGAUCGCAGAGGAUGUAACUGAAGCUGAGGACUCUUUCCGGUUCCACUCACUCACAAAAUGACGCGCUGUCUCCUCCGACUGGCUCUGCUCGCGGCGUGCGUCCUUCUCUCCGCCCGCGGAGCCACCGCGCCCGACGCCGAGGCGGUGGCCGGGACCGGGGCGCACCCCGAGUCCUGCGCAUCCUGCGCCGCCUCCGCCCGGCUGGAGGAGCCGGAGCCCGGCCGCGUGGACGGGGACUUCCUGGAGGCGGUGAAGAGGCACAUCCUGAGCCGGCUGCAGCUGCGGGAGCGGCCCAACAUCACGCACCCGGUGCCGCGGGCUGCCAUGGUGACGGCGCUGCGUAAGCUGCACGCGGGCAAACUGCGCGAGGACGGCCGGGUGGAGAUCCCGAGCCUGGACGGGCACCCGAUGAGCAACGAGGUGCUGGAGGAGAGCUCCGAGAUCAUCAGCUUCGCAGAGAAAGAUGACCUGGUCACCUCCAAGUCCAGCCUGUUCUUCCUGAUCUCCAACGAGGGGAACCAGAACCUCCAUGUGACCCAGGCCACCCUCUGGCUGUACUUCAAGCUGCUGCCGCCGGCCGCCGGCGCCGAGCUGCGCGGGAAGCGGAAGGUGACGGUGAAGGUGUACUACCAGGAGCCGGGCCUGGGCAGCCGGUGGGACCUGGUGGAGAAGCGGGUGGAGCUGAGGCGCAGCGGCUGGCACACCUUCUCGCUGACGGACGCCUUGCGGCUGGCGUUCGAUCGGAGCGGCGACCGGCGGCAGAACCUGGACGUCCGCUGCGAAGGCUGCGAGGCGGAGGGCGUGGCGCCGGCGCUGAUGAACCCGAAGGACGAAGCCCACCGGCCCUUCCUGGUGGUGCGGGCGCGGCAGGCCGACGGGAAGCACCGCAUCCGGAAGCGCGGCCUGGAGUGCGACGGCAGCAGCAGCCUGUGCUGCCGCCAGCAGUUCUACAUCGACUUCCGGCUCAUCGGCUGGAACGACUGGAUCAUCGCGCCCUCGGGGUACUUUGGGAACUACUGCGAGGGGAACUGCCCCGCCUACAUGGCGGGCGUCCCCGGCUCGGCCUCGUCCUUCCACACGGCCGUGGUGAACCAGUACCGCAUGAGGGGCAUGAGCCCCGGCUCCAUGAACUCCUGCUGCAUCCCCACCAAGCUCAGCACCAUGUCCAUGCUCUACUUCGACGACGAGUACAACAUCGUGAAGCGGGACGUUCCCAACAUGAUCGUGGACGAAUGCGGCUGCGCCUGACUCUACUUCCUGUUUAUUUAACGCCACGAUGCGGCAGACUGACGACUUUACCGCAAAAUAAAUAUAAAACUAAAUAUUUA
This is a messenger RNA of Gambusia affinis (western mosquitofish), 2756 nucleotides long. Its product is annotated as inhibin beta B chain-like. Gene Ontology annotation, molecular function: growth factor activity; cytokine activity. The coding region runs from base 1486 to 2676 and encodes 396 amino acids. Gene Ontology annotation, cellular component: extracellular region. Gene Ontology annotation, biological process: SMAD protein signal transduction; BMP signaling pathway. The record is from RefSeq and is a predicted model, not a curated record. The transcript has 2 exons. NCBI's taxonomy places the organism in Eukaryota, Metazoa, Chordata, Actinopteri, Cyprinodontiformes, Poeciliidae.